This is a messenger RNA of Punica granatum (pomegranate), 1664 nucleotides long. The record is from RefSeq and is a predicted model, not a curated record. Lineage: Eukaryota; Viridiplantae; Streptophyta; Magnoliopsida; Myrtales; Lythraceae.
GUGUUUUUCUAGUAAGCACAUGAAACUUAAUGGCUUCUCCUCCUUCACAAUGGGGAGAUCUCCACUUUGUUCUAAUACCCCUGAUGUGUGCUGGACACUUCAUCCCGAUGGUCGACAUUGCCAGUCUCAUCGCGCAACAUCAGGUCAAAGUCACCAUAGUCACCACCCCCCUGAAUGCCUCCCGAGUCGGGGCAACAGUCAGUCGUGCCUCAGCCUCUGGUUUGCCCGUCAGGCUCCUCGAAGUUGAAUUUCCAUCUACUGAGGCUGGCAUCCCUGAGGGCUGCGAGAAUCUUGACGCCCUUCCUAACAUGGCCUUGAUGACGAACUUCAUGGCUGCCACUGGGAUGUUGCAAACCCCGAUUGAGCGCCUCCUGAAAGAGGUCACGCCACCUCCCAGUUGCAUCGUAUCUGACAGGAACCUAUUUUGGACAGGAAACCUCGCUCGAGACUUGGGGAUUCCUAGGGUCCUGUUCGACGGCAAGAGCUGUUUCAAUAACCUAUGUAUGUAUAACCUACAUCUUUACAAGCCCCAUGAGAAGGUUGCUGAUCGGUCGGAGCUGUUUACAAUACCUGGGAUGCCCGGUAACAUAAAAUUCACUAGGGCACAGCUCCAUAGUGAUUUCAAUUCCCCCUCGAAUGUCAAUAUGGAAGAGAUAAGGAAACCGAUCAGGGAGGAGUCAGAGGCAGCGCAUGGCGUCAUAAUAAAUAGUUUCGAGGAGCUGGAGACAGAGUACGUCAAAGCAUACAAGAAGACCAAUGAGGGUACUAGGUCAUGGUGCAUCGGUCCAGUGUCACUUUGCAACAAGAACAUGCUAGAUAUAAGCCAGCGAGGGAAUCGUUCCUCUGAAGAUGAGUCCCGAUUCUUAGGGUGGCUAAACUCUCACCCACCCCGGUCCGUGAUCUACGCUUGUCUAGGAAGUCUGAACAGGGUCAAACCGGAUCAGAUGAAAGAGUUGGGCCGGGGUCUAGAAUUAUCGAAAAGCCCGUUCAUUUGGGUCAUCCGGGGAGCGAACCAAGGCGAGCAGCUCAAACGGUGGCUCUGGGAGGACGGGUUUGAGGAGAGGGUCAAAGGGCGCGGCCUGCUGAUCCGAGGGUGGGUCCCACAGGUCCUGUUACUCUCCAACCCAUCGGUCGGCGGGUUUCUGACACACUGCGGUUGGAACUCCACACUGGAAGGUAUCAGCGCGGGCGUGCCGAUGGUGACAUGGCCGCUCUUUGGAGAGCAGUUCUAUAACGAGAAGGUGCUCGUGGAGGUUUUGCAGGUUGGAGUCAGUGUCGGGGCCAAGGAGGUGGUGCACUUGGGUGAAGAAGACAUGCAUGGAGAUAUGGUCAAGGAAGAGGAUGUUAGGGUUGCUGUAGAUGAGGUGAUGAGUGGAGAUGAUGAGGUAACAAAGAGGAGGAAGAGGGCCAAGGAGCUUGCAAAGAAGGCAAGAGAAGCAGUAGAGGAAGGUGGGUCUUCUUAUGUCAACAUCAAGAAAUAUAUUGAGUAUAUCGGAGAAGCACAAUCUUAGGCGAAAUUAUAUGUAUCUGAUAAUAAGACGGGGACCAAGCUAUAGACUGGUUGAUGGGAGAUGGAUGAUAUAAGAUAUAUGGACUUGGACUUAAUCGGAAUAUCUAGGGUUCGGUCGUAUCUGUGAAUGCAUGAGAUUUUUUUAUAGAUGGAU